Molecule: messenger RNA, 4078 nt
Organism: Hippocampus comes (tiger tail seahorse)
Lineage: Eukaryota; Metazoa; Chordata; Actinopteri; Syngnathiformes; Syngnathidae
Product: non-canonical poly(A) RNA polymerase PAPD7-like
Exons: 12
Coding region: 513-2351 (612 amino acids)
Biological process (GO): RNA 3'-end processing; polyadenylation-dependent ncRNA catabolic process
Cellular component (GO): nucleolus; TRAMP complex
Molecular function (GO): poly(A) RNA polymerase activity; mRNA binding
Source: RefSeq, a predicted model, not a curated record
AAUCCCCACACAUGCGCAGAUGCGGGAGAGUGCUGCUGGGUGCGCCAUUUUUGUUGGUUGACAUGGGGAACGGAGUUGGGCCAGCCGAUUUUUAAUAACCACGCCAGUUUCCUGACAUGAAGCACUUCGAGGAUAAUAAGUAAACCAGAGCGGUAGGCAACCACCUGUUUGCUUGAGUGCAAAGUGUUACAUUUGCCCACUUGCUUGAAAUUUUCCCGUUGAGAGGUGGCCGCUCAAACUCGAGUCCAUAUGGAUCCCAGGACCGCUUGGAUCCAGCCGGAGCAGAAGGGACCUGCCAAUUCGUUAUGGAUGCACAUUUGGAAAACGUCUCAGGGAUUUGGCACGAAUUCCGGCACCGACAACCACAUUCAGUACCAUCGUGACAACGUAACGUUCAACGCAAUCUCUACGGACUCCAACAACGAAUACUCUAAAAGUGUAACUGCCCCGCCGCCGCCGCCCCCGCUACUCGCCGCAGCACGCAACAAUCUGGCGGCCACACCCCCGCCAGGAUGAAGAACCAACACUGGAACAAGCAGCGCCAUUUCCAUCAGACCUUGGCCCGCAGGAGGUAUCUGAGCCGAGCCAACUCGCUCCACGGCGUCAACCCGCUGCUGGCCCACGACGCCUCCUGUAGCCUCUGGAAGACGAGGCGCUACAGUACCGGGGUCAAUGGCCUCCAUGAAGAAAUAGUUGACUUCUUCAACUUCAUGUCACCGCGUCCAGAGGAGGAGGCCAUGAGAAGAGAUGUCGUGAACAGGAUUGAGAACGUCAUCAAGGAACUGUGGCCCACAGCUCAGGUGGAGAUAUUUGGCAGCUUCAGCACAGGUCUCUAUCUUCCAACCAGUGACAUUGACCUGGUGGUGUUUGGAAAGUGGGACCACCCCCCAUUGCAGGAACUAGAGCAAGCACUAAAGAGACACAACGUCUCGGGCCCGUAUCCCAUUAAAGUUCUGGACAAAGCUUCUGUGCCCAUCAUCAAGCUCACUGACCAUGAAACGGCGGUCAAAAUUGAUAUCAGCUUUAAUGUGGAGACUGCUGUCAAAGCAGCACACUUCAUUAAGGGCUACCUAAAGAAAUACACAGUUCUGCCUCCCCUGAUCUUCGUACUGAAGCAGUUUCUACUUCAGAGGGAUCUAAAUGAAGUCUUUACAGGAGGCAUCAGCUCUUACAGCCUCAUACUGAUGGCUAUUAGUUUCCUGCAGUUGCACCCCCGCAUCGACACGCGGCGUGCUAACAUCAACCUGGGCAUACUGCUGAUUGAAUUCUUUGAGCUGUACGGCCGUGACUUCAACUAUAUGAAGAUGGGCAUCCGGGUGAAUGGAGGGGCCUACCUAUCCAAAGAGGAGAUGCUCAAAGCUAUGGGCAAUGGGAACAGGCCAUCUAUGCUCUGUAUCGAGGAUCCAAUACAGCCAGGCAAUGAUGUAGGACGAAGCUCAUAUGGAGUCUUGCAAGUCAAGCAAGUGUUUGACUUUGCUUACAUGGUCCUGAGUCAUGGUGUUUCUCCUCUUGCUCGGGCAUACCCCAACAAAGAGUACGAAAGUACUUUAGGUCGUAUUAUCAAAGUUUGCCCAGAGGUUGUGGCCUACAGGGACUGGACUAUUAAAACAUGGGGAGCUAAGCAGUAUGCCAACCAGGAGAAUCACGAUGUAGAGACUUGUGAGCAGGACCUUGCCAGACUGAUGCUGGCUUCUGUGGAGGAUCAGCGAGACACUGCCUCCCCCCUCAGUGCUGAUUCCUCCUCGUCCUCUCCAGUCUUUCUCAACAGCCCUCAGCACCAUUCUUCAUCCUCCUCCCCCAGCUCAAGCUCCUCCUCGUCCUCCUCUUCCGGGAGCGACAUUGAGUCUGAUCCUCCUCCCAGCACGAAUGGAGUCCAGCCCCAGUCCCUCAACCUUGCCUCAGUCCAUUUUAUAAUGCAGAUGGCUGCACAUCCAGCAGGCUUUAUCCACACCACACCGCAGUUCUACCGCGAGAAUCUACCAUCCAUCCACCUGGUACACCGGCAUAUGGCACAAACUGCAGUCUCCCAGCACUCUAACUCCACAAGCCCUCUACCCAGCCCCCUCCACCAACUCCACCACCACCGGAUAGGCGGGCAGCACCAGCACACGCUCACCGUUCGACCAGAGUCCCAGGACUCAUUUGAGACACACAGAUUUGGCUUCAAGCACAACCAAAGCAGUAGCCUCCGUGGUCAAAUCCACUCCCAAGGUAGUUUCAGUCCCCAGCGGCGGUUUGUUCCUCAGGGCCACAAUAUGGAACCAGGUUUGAGGAACCAGCAGCACUAUAGCUGCAACACAUGGCGACGCAGGAAAAGGGACAGUCUCCCAGCGCUGAAUCAGAGCAGAUGAAGGAUUGAAGCACUGAUAUAUGAUCUACUGCUUUUAAAGACCUCCCUCUGGUCAUCACAAGAUGUCUGUUGCAUAGCUAAGACAUUUUUUUUUUUUUUAGCUUGUCCUGGAAGUCAAUUCAGACUGUCUCCAGUUGUUUCAAGUGACCAGUACUCAAUUUCUGCUUCUGUUCUGCCAACAUGAAGCAAUUACUUCACUGUGGCUGGUGAAGGACAGUGGUCUUAAGUCUUAACUGUAGAGCCUCAAAGGUUUGGCCUUUCGAAACACUCCCUCCACAUUGGAAGCGCACCAGCACCAGAGCUGAGUUCACAACUCAGACUUGGUCCUCACCAGUGUCACUUUCAUGAAACCUCUCAGAAAGCUAAGUCAUGUGCCAUAGUAGUGAACGGGUUCAUCUAGCCUUACCCUAAGUCCCUCUCAGUUUUACCUCUUAUUGGGCCUUUUAGAUGACCCCCCUCCCUUCCCCUGACAAAUUUCUUACUCUGAAUGCAUCAUUCCCUUUGCAACGCUCUUACAGCUUGGGCUCCAGUCCUUUUGAACGAAGGAACGCACGACCUUUCUAGCUAUGCAGCACAACGCUGACUCUGUUUUCGAUGUGAUGGCACAAAACCUGACCUUCUCAAGUGCUGAAACUGUGAUGACUUGUUUGAAUGUACUGAGUGGUAUUUGUGUGUUGGAACUUAAGUUCACUCGUGUUUGUCACUGAGGGAUUUUUUGUUGUUGUUCACAUUGUCACUUUAAUUUUGUUGCAUUCAUGUGCAAUAGUAGGUUGCUUUUAUUUAAUUUAUUUCACAUUUUAGUUUUUCUUUUUAGUUUUUUGUCCCCCCCACAGCAACAAUUUUUUCUCCCCUGAAGUCCUCAUUGACCUGUGCAAUAUCUGGAUUUUUAAGGGCCUUGAUUGAAUGUGUUCUGCUUUCCAACUCAAGGGAGAGGUGGUAAAGCGACAAUGCGAAACAUGCCAAAACAAAUCUCAUGACAUUUACGGUUUAAUCUUCAUCACAACAGUUUGUCCAAAUAUCCUCCCCACCCCCUCCAAAACCUAUUUUAAUGUUGCUCCCACCUUUUUUUUUUUUUAGUUUAGGUGUAUUUCCACAAAAGGGGAUACUGUGGAAAGAGUUUUUUUUUUUUUUAAACCAUUUGUUCAUUCGUGCCCUUUUUGUCUUUUCAGAAAUAUUUGGUGCUACUUAUUACCAGCAAAGUGCUUUUGUUCUGCCUUUAUGUGCUUUAAUGAUGUCAACCUAAAAGGGCCACUACCUUUUUGGAAGACCAAAUUCCACCCUACAUAGCAAAAACUUUAGUUCAAUGUACUGCUAGAUUUGCUAUGCAUUCAUUAAUGCGGCAUCAAGAAGCAUCGCAAAUUGUAUGAGGCCUAUUAACUUUCUUUGCUCUCAUCUACUAGGUCCAAACCCACAUAACCUAUUAAGAAUCCAUAUGAUGGUGAGGGUAUGAGGUACGGAGCCUUGAACAAAACAAUGUUGAGCCAAGUUGUUUCCGCAUCCUUUCCAAACUGAUGCGAUUAGCCUGGUACUGAAGUUUUUUUUGUUUUCAGUGCAGAUUUUCAUUAGGCUGUCCCAAGAUAAUCAAUGAGUGGUUACAUCUUUAUACACCAAACCAAUUCCCAUCUUAUAUCUGUGUAAUUAAAGAUGUGUAAAUGACUGACCUAUUGAUGUAUGCCCCCCCCCUUAAGUCUUAAGUUUUUCUAUUUUUUUAAUAAACAUUUUAAAUGC